AUCCACGGGCCUUCCCCAUUCAGACAACGUAAAAACAAAAAAACAAACAUGAACAUUCCGACCAAACUCGCAUCCACCGUUCUUGUCCUUGCAGCGGUGGCGACCACCAUCGUCGUCGCAGUUCCCGCCAAACCCAACACCGACGGCAAGGGAGGUUACGUAUUGUUCACUCCUCAUGCAAAAGCUGUAGCCGGAAUCUGCCGUGUCGUGCAAGACAAGAGUCUCUGCUGCAAAACCCUAAAACACGUUCCCUCCGACGACCCCAUCCAGCUGAUAAGAUCCAUGGCUUCCGCAGCGGAGGCCGCUACUAAAGAUAGCCUGAAAUUCCUCUCUGGAAUCAAACCCAAAUACAAAGGCAAAGAGUUUGCGAUCAAAAGCUGCGAGAAAAACCUCGAUUACGCGUUGGAGGAUUUCGCCGAUUUCUGGAAACUGGCGGGGAAGGAUGAGACGAGCAUGGCGGAGAAUUACUUCACGUGCAAGCAAAAGAUGACUUCGAUAUUUGGGUACCACUCGACGUGUCUUGACGACGUAAAUGAAGUUGACAAGAAUCUGAUGAAAGAGGUUGAGGGUGGGAUCGGCCUGGGGAAGAAUCUGAGCGGUGAAACUUUGGAUGUUUACGCCCGUUUGAAUGAUAUUUUCAAGGGUUUCGGUAUUAAGGCGGAGCUUAACGAGAAAGAGACCGACCCCUUGCAACCGCCUCCGAUCUCCAACUAUUACUACUGAUAAUAUAUACACACACACCAACUAUGUCGAUGGUGAUUUGAUCGAUGGAUUUUUAAUGGGAAAUUUGUGGGUUUAGGAUGGGUUCAGUAACGUAUGAAUACCGUACGUGGGUUGUUUGUUUAUGUUAGAGGAAACACAUGUACGGGCCUCGUUGGAAGGGAUUGGAAUGCCAUGACGAAUAUGAAUGAUCUUGUUUGGUUCA
Molecule: messenger RNA, 925 nt
Organism: Tarenaya hassleriana
Lineage: Eukaryota; Viridiplantae; Streptophyta; Magnoliopsida; Brassicales; Cleomaceae
Product: pectinesterase 5-like
Exons: 1
Coding region: 49-723 (224 amino acids)
Molecular function (GO): enzyme inhibitor activity
Source: RefSeq, a predicted model, not a curated record